Messenger RNA from Bactrocera dorsalis (oriental fruit fly), 1084 nucleotides. RefSeq names its product peptidyl-prolyl cis-trans isomerase-like 3. Gene Ontology annotation, cellular component: catalytic step 2 spliceosome. Gene Ontology annotation, biological process: protein peptidyl-prolyl isomerization. The transcript is spliced from 4 exons. Gene Ontology annotation, molecular function: peptidyl-prolyl cis-trans isomerase activity. The record is from RefSeq and is a predicted model, not a curated record. The coding region runs from base 149 to 634 and encodes 161 amino acids. Lineage: Eukaryota; Metazoa; Arthropoda; Insecta; Diptera; Tephritidae.
UUCUAACUGGAAAAGGUUUGAGAGCCAUAACAAUCAUCCUUUUUGAACUAUACGGUAACACUGAACAGCUGUUUAGCUCAUUUUUACGAUUGCCGGUUGGCUGUUGUUUGUUGACAGUCGCGGAUAGAUUUCGCAUAUACUAUUAAAUAUGUCGGUAACAUUACAUACGGAUGUGGGCGACAUCAAAAUUGAGCUUUUCUGUGAGGAUUGUCCAAAAGCUUGUCAGAAUUUUUUGGCGCUAUGUGCCAGCGAAUAUUACAAUGGCUGCGCUUUCAUUCGCAAUAUAAAAGGUUUUAUAGUACAAACAGGUGAUCCUACAAAUACCGGUAAAAAUGGCAAAUCUAUUUGGGGUACCAAAUUUGAAGAUGAAUUCAAAGACACAUUGAAGCACUCUGAUCGCGGUAUGGUUUCCAUGGCAAAUAAUGGCCCCAAUGCGAAUGCCAGCCAAUUUUUUAUAACUUAUGCAGCUCAACCCAAUUUAGACCUCAAGUAUACACUUUUUGGAAGAGUAAUUGAUGGUUUCGACGCAUUAGACGAGUUAGAAAAACUUCCAGUAAAUCCCAAAACUUAUCGUCCACAUAUUGAGAAAAAAAUCAACAGUGUUACAAUACAUGCAAAUCCCAUAGCUGGAUGAGGCCUGGCUAGGGAGGUUAGUAACAAUUAUAUUUCUUUAUUUCUUACUCACUACAUAUCAAUAAUAAAAGGCGUUACUAUGUUGCCAAUUUGAAAUAUAAGUAAUGCAAAUCUUACAGAAUAUUUAAAAUAUGAUACGGACCUAAACCCAAUGACGGCGCACCAACUCCGUUUAAGCAUUUCUUUUAACGAAAAAGUAUUAUUAAAGAUUUGUUCCAAACCAAAAAAAAAAUAUUCAAAUUCUACUUAUUUACCACAAAUAUUUUGAACCCUGCCUUUUCAGCUACAAUAAAUACUUAGAUAUUAGGGCAUCAAGUGCUGUGUAACGGCGUUAGCAUAACGGGAUUUCGUUAAUUUUUUCUUGGUUAUGCCAACAGGUAUAACAGUUAAUUUGUGCUUUUGUAAAGUGGAAAAUAUUUUGUAUUAUAGUAGAAUAUUUCAAUAUAAAAAC